Rhododendron vialii is the source of this 975-nucleotide messenger RNA. RefSeq lists its product as uncharacterized. The transcript is spliced from 9 exons. The record is from RefSeq and is a predicted model, not a curated record. Bases 1 to 870 code for a protein of 289 amino acids. Lineage: Eukaryota; Viridiplantae; Streptophyta; Magnoliopsida; Ericales; Ericaceae.
AUGGUGGUUGAUGGUAUUUUUGUUGUUGAACAAUCCGGUAAAGAUAUAUCAAAAGGAAUACUAGCGCAACGUGCCCGACGAGAACGAGAACGUAUUUUUAAGCAAACCACUGAAAGAUUCAACCUCUCCGAGACGGGAAUAUUAGAGCUGAUGGGCGAGACCAACAUGCCGUACAUGUUCCCGAGGUACCUUAGCACUUGCAAGAAAAGCAAAUUAUACGUUAACCACUCAAUUCGUACAGACGGGAUUCCUGAAUGGUUUGCAAAAGAUGAAAAUGCACAAAAGUCGGUAACAUGGAACCGCACACAUGGAUUUUCGCUCCCACAGGCAUUAAUAAUUUCAAAUGCCAGGAGAAUUCGAAUAAACCAAUUUGCGUUUCGGACCAAUGUAAACUAUUAUCGCUUUAUUGGCCGCAUUGAAAAAAUAUAUGUUGAACAUCUAUGGAUUGAUUUAUGCAAUACAUGCUAUAACCAAGUUGACAAUCAGUACGGCUGGUUUAUGUGUAAACAUUGUGGCAGAGAAGAUGUGCAGACUGUAACCAGGUAUAAUGCAAAGAUGGUUGUAAAAGACUCCACUGGCUCAAUGGAACUCUUCGUAAAGGACACGAAGGCAGAAUUCAUCUUACAAUGUGUCCCUUCAUAUCUGAAGAAAUUAAUGUUAAAGGAUAAUGGGGCGCAAAUGCUCAAAGACUACAUUUCUCAAUUUAAUGAAUGUCCAUACGUGUUUAUUAUUCCUGCUCCAAAGUUUGGAUGCGUUGACCAUUGUGCUCCCGUGGUGACUUUUGUAUUAAAAGUUGAUUGGUCAGAAGAGUGUUGGCAUAUUUUCAAAGGGAAAUCGAGAACUGGCAAAGAGACAUUGGAUUCAUCGUGAUAAGAGCUUUUUUAAGACAUUGAAAAUUUGAUAAUGACAUUUUAUUUGUUAGGUUAAGUUUUACAAGAAUAUAUUUGGUUUGACGUAGUUAAUUUUUAUUACGUG